This is a messenger RNA of Sphenostylis stenocarpa, 708 nucleotides long. The record is from the annotation of a GenBank genome assembly. Lineage: Eukaryota; Viridiplantae; Streptophyta; Magnoliopsida; Fabales; Fabaceae.
AUGAAUGUGAAUAUGAGUGUUGUUACCGAUUCUCCCGUGCAUUCGUCCAGCAGCGAUGAUUUCAUUGCAUUUCUUGAUGCUAAACUUGAUGCAAGCUCGCCCGAAGCCUCGCCAGAUAAAGAGGCUGAAAACCAAGAUAAGCUUGAAAGUGUCAGCUUGUUAGAUGAAUUGUCGGUUAACAUGGCCAAAAUUUUGGAGAUGGUCGAAGUUGAUAGACAAGAAAAUAAGACUUGUUUUGAGACCUUGGAGUCUGUGGUUGAUACCUUGCUGAAGCAGAACAGUGGUAAUGAAGGGAAUUUCAAUCAAAAUAUAGAGGGACCUCACUCCAGUGGGCUAUACUUGGUUCUUGACCUAGAUCACACUCUGCUAAAAUCUACUCACCUUGCUCAUUUGAGUUCAGAAGAGUCACAUUUGCUUAAUCAGACAGAUUCUCUUGGAGAUGUGCAUAUAUACCUUGGUGAUCGGCCAUAUGCAUUGGAGAUGGCUAAGCUAGUUGAUCCUCAAGCAGAAUACUUCAACGCCAAGGAUAUUUCUCGAGAUGAUGGGACCCAGAAACAUCAGAAGGGUCUGGAUGUUGUGUUAGGGCAAGAAAGUGCAGUCGUUAUUCUUGAUGAUACAGAACACAUCAAGUUAUCACCAAUGAAGACACAAUACCCAGAUGUGGAUCUUUUAUCAAAAGGAAAUUCUGUCCAAUCAGCAUUUGAGUAG